AUGUCUGCUAUCGCCAAGAAGCCACCACCAGGUGGCCUCGGCCGAGUUUCUCACACCGAGACCACGACGUCUCCUAAUGCAUCGCCCUCGCGAACAACUUCCCAACGCAACUCGACUUCAUCUCCCGCUGGCCACGCACGCACACGCUCUACCCGCAUGGGCACCCCGGUUUCCGCCCGGGCUGCUGCCGCCGCUCGCAAAAAUAGCACUGCCGCAGAAUCAGAUGCCCACGCUGAGGCCUCUGCCGCCGUCGAGGACCUUCAGCAGCGUCUGGAAAAGGAGGAGAAGCAAUCAGAGUCGUUUGCUAAGCAGAUUGGCGUCCUCCAGACCAAGCUCGACGAUGCAGGCAAGGAGUCUGCCAAGCUUGAGGAAAGGGUCCACGAGUACGAGGAGCAGCUCGAAGCUCUAGCCAAUGAUAAACGAGAGGCUACUCGCCAGAUCCGCGAAAUGGAAACCAUCUACGAGGCGGAACGCAGCUCCAUGCUCAAGGAAAAGGAGGACAUGGCCAAUAAGGAGGAAGAGAUGCAAGCCAUCAUCCAGAGACUGAAAGACAGCCUUGCCCAACGUAAUCACGGUGAUGAGGACUCACCAAACGCUUCGCCCUCCAUCGAUGGCAGCAGCUUCGCUCCACCAUCCUCGCUGCAAAGAAGUGACUCUCGCAGCAGCUCAAAACUCAUCCUGCAAAAGGAUAAGCUCAUCGAAUCGCUACGACUUGAACUCGCUGAGGCCCAGAUCAAGCUGGUUGAAUCCGAGAACCAAGGCGGCGGCCGCCUGCAAGAAGUCGAGCGCCUGCUCAUGGAGGCUCGCAUGGCCAACGCUAGGCUGAUGGAAGACAACGAAAGCUAUCAGCUACUUCUCAAGGACAAGACGCUUAAGGGCGACUUUGGCCAAAGUGACUUUAGCUACAUGAGCUCCAAUCAAGAUGCCCUCGCCGCUCUUGAAGGCAAGGCCCCUGGCGCUUCGUCGCUUGCCGAUGAGCUCUCUGAUGCCACCGAGGCUGAAGGCGAAGGCGACCGCCGCCUAGAGGCCGAAGUCAAGUCUCUGAAAGAGUCGAACAAGGCCUUAACUCUAUAUAUUAACAAAAUCAUCGAGCGCCUGUUGCAGCAUCAGGACUUUGAGUCCAUCCUCGACCAGUCCAGCGAUACCAAGGGGAACGUCAACAAGGAGUUGCCAGCCCCUCCCAGCGGCUCAUCUCUUCUGCAACGUGCCAAAAGCAUGGCCAUGGGCCCCCCGGCCAGCAAAUCAAAACCUCGCCCUUCUUCUACGGCACAGGCCAGCACAGCCACCUCUGCGCAUAUGGAUCCGGAGCGGGCGCCCAGCAUUCCUAUUGGCAAUCUUGGCCGCUCUACUAGUGUUCGACGGUCUCGCCCUCAGAGUGAACAGUUUGCGGGUGCUGCUAGCCUGGUCAGCCAGAUGUACAAGGGCCCCGAUGGACCUCUAUCGCCCCCUCUUGGUAACCCUCGGAACUCACAAGGCUUUUACUCUGGCGCCAGUGCCGCUGGUAGUGUCACAUCACGCGUUCCUAGCACCAGUAGCCAAGCGCCGUCCUCGACUGGCAACUUUCCCGGCAUGCGCAGCGAGACGUCAAGCAUUAGCGGCGAAUCUGCCGAUCUCACUACGCCGCCCUCCCAGUCGCCUCCCCGCUCUAUCAACGAGAAGAAGACUACCUUUGUCGGUGGCACUCCGCGCCCUCUGCGACUCGUGCAAGAGAAUGCCGACGCUGUCAAGGACAAGGAGAACAAGCGCCAGAGCUGGUACACUGGCAUGACUGGCUGGGGCGGCUGGGCCAAGAAGGAAGAGACGGGAUCGCAGCAAACGCCGAGCCAAACCAUCGAAGAGUAA
Molecule: messenger RNA, 1842 nt
Organism: Beauveria bassiana ARSEF 2860
Lineage: Eukaryota; Fungi; Ascomycota; Sordariomycetes; Hypocreales; Cordycipitaceae
Product: M protein, serotype 2.1 precursor
Exons: 2
Coding region: 1-1842 (613 amino acids)
Source: RefSeq, a predicted model, not a curated record